AAAAUACUAACUAUUCACUGAAGACAUAUCUUUCAUUCAUUUUUCUAUUUACAGAAAAUGGGCUGUUCUUCGUGUUUAAGAUUUUCAAACGUAUCCGGGGUCACCGCUGCGUGUUUUGUUGUAAUCUUUGUGCUAUAUUCUGUCCAGCGUUUGAAACCUGACAUUCGAAUAUUAGAGAUGACAUCACCUUGGAAGAGAAAAAAUACAAUCCUUACACACAGCGAUGGCAGUGAAAACCAUGUGAAGUAUGAAGAGAAUUUGGCAGGAGAUAGUGUACAAAUGGCAAAGUUCAAUACAAGAAAACAAGAGCAAAGAUUCAAAGUACAGCAACAUUCAAACUUAACUGAAGAAAAAAAUAUUAAAUCAAAUGCAGUUAAAGGCAAGGUUACAAUCAAAAGGGACAAAAAAAUUAAAAAAGCACAGAAAGCUACACAGACACAAAGACUGCAACAUUUCAGGAAAACAUGCAAGAAGUAUAAAUUUAAUGGAUAUAUACGAAAAACGGCACGAUUUCCUAAAGAGGAAUAUAUAAAACAGGAAGAUUACGCUAGUCCAGAAUAUUUGAUUCAGGUUGUAAUGAAAGAGGUGACUACAAAUCCGUUGAAACAUGAUGAAAAAGCUGUAUCAGCCUGUAUUGGCCUGUAUCAGGCUCUAUCAGCUAUAGGAACUUGUAGCCGGUGCUAG
Messenger RNA from Ruditapes philippinarum (Manila clam), 684 nucleotides. RefSeq lists its product as uncharacterized. The record is from RefSeq and is a predicted model, not a curated record. The coding region runs from base 58 to 684 and encodes 208 amino acids. The transcript has 4 exons. NCBI's taxonomy places the organism in Eukaryota, Metazoa, Mollusca, Bivalvia, Venerida, Veneridae.